CAACGAACACUAACGCCGGGAUAGAUCUCUCUGUCUUCGGGCUAUUCCAGUUUGUACUUCACACUCUCAUAAAUCAUCUCCGGGACUCACUUAUACUUCUCACAGGCCUAAAGCCCAGAAGGAGACCGACAAAAAACAAUCGUUGUUCUCGGAGACCAACCACGAAGCCGCCGGGCAUAAUUAUAAGAAUGGCUCCUUUUCCGUCUGGGAACGGCGCUGAAGGAGACGAUGAAAGAGAGGAGGACGACGAGGAAGAAGAAGAGGAUGAGGAAGAGGAAGAGGAGCCGAGGCUUAAGUACCAGAGAGUGGGAGGCAGCAUCCCUUCGCUGCUAGCCAGUGAUCCGGCGUCGUGUGUUGCUGUUGCUGAGCGGAUGAUUGCCAUAGGCACUCAUUGUGGCACCGUCCAUAUCCUUGAUUUUCUUGGGAAUCAGGUGAAGGAGUUUGUUGCUCAUGCUGCUGUUGUUAAUGACCUUAGCUUUGACCUAGAAGGUGAAUAUAUUGGAAGCUGUUCUGAUGAUGGAUCCGUGGUAAUAAACAGCCUAUUUACUGGUGAGAAAAUGAAACUUGAGUAUCGUCGUCCAAUGAAGGCUAUUGCUCUGGACCCAAAUUAUGCAAGAAAAACAUCAAGGAGAUUUGUUGCAGGUGGUUUAGUUGGCCAUUUACAUCUCAAUUCAAAAACAUGGUUGGGCCAUCGUGAUCAGGUUUUGCACUAUGGUGAGGGUCCAAUACAUGCUGUGAAAUGGAGAACAAGUCUUGUUGCUUGGGCCAAUGAUGCAGGAGUGAAGGUUUAUGAUACAGCCAAUAAUCAGCGUGUAACAUUUAUUGAAAAACCACGAGGGAGCCCAAACAUGGAGCUUCUGUGUCCUUACUUGGUUUGGCAGGAUGAUACCCUGUUGGUGAUAGCUUGGGGAACAUCUAUCAAAAUUGUAUCAAUAAGAAUGAAUCUCUAUAAACAAGUCAAUGGGAUGAACAGGCCAGUCCCAAUAUCUAGUAUGAACCAGGUGGAUAUCGUGGCAUCUUUUCAAACCUCCUAUUUAAUCUCAGGAAUUGCUCCAUUCGGUGAUGCUUUGGUUGUUCUUGCUUAUAUUCCUGGAGAAGACGGAGAACAGGAUUUUAGUGGAACUUCUCCAUCUCAGCAGGUAUCUCAUGUGCAUGCUGAAGGCGUUGUGGCUAUUGGCAAUGCACAAAGACCAGAAGUACAUGUAGUAACAUGGAACAAUGAUGAACUUUCAACAGAUGCUCUACCAUUACAUGGCUUUGAACAUUACAGGGCAAAUGAUUAUUCACUUGCCCAUGCUCCCUUCUCAGGUAGCAGUUAUGCUGGUGGUCAAUGGGCUGCAGGUGAUGAACCUCUUUACUACAUUGUGUCCCCAAAAGAUGUCGUCAUUGCAAAGCCAAGGGAUACUGAAGAUCAUAUUGCAUGGCUUCUUGAACAUGGGUGGCAUGAAAAAGCUUUGGCUGUAGUUGAAUCUGGUCAAGGAAGGAGUGAACUUCUUGAUGAGGUUGGAUCCCGGUACCUUGAUCAUUUAAUUGUGGAAAGAAAAUAUUCUGUAGCAGCUUCUUUGUGUCCCAAGUUGCUGCGAGGAUCAGCUUCAGCAUGGGAAAGAUGGGUUUUCCACUUUGCACACCUUCGUCAACUUCCUGUAUUGGUCCCCUAUAUGCCCACCGAAAACCCUAGACUGCGAGAUACUGCUUAUGAGGUUGCUCUUGUUGCAUUGGCUACAAAUCCAUCUUUUCACAGGGAUCUCCUUUCCAUUGUGAAAUCCUGGCCUUCUGUUAUUUAUAGCGCAUUGCCAGUUAUUUCAGCAAUUGAACCUCAGCUCAAUACGUCAUCCAUGACUGAUUCACUGAAGGAGGCGUUGGCUGAGUUAUAUGUAAUCAACGGGCAAUAUGGGGAAGCCUUUUCAUUGUAUGCUGAUCUUAUGAAACCAGAAAUAUUUGACUUCAUUGAUGAACAUAAUCUACAUGAAGCAGUCCGAGAAAAGGUUGUCCAACUGAUGAUGCUGGAUGGGAAGCGUGCAGUUGCUCUAUUUACUCAAAACAGGGACUUGAUAAGUUCACCUGAAGUUGUGAAGCAACUUCUGAAUGCUGAUAAGAAACGUGACUACAGAUAUUUUGUACAUUUAUACCUUCAUUCAUUAUUUGAAGUAGACCCACAUGCUGGGAAGGAAUUUCAUGAUAUGCAGGUAGAACUUUAUGCAGAUUAUGACCCAAAGAUGCUGCUCCCAUUUCUUCGCAGUAGUCAACAUUAUACCCUUGAGAAGGCCUAUGAAAUUUGCAUCAAAAGAGAUCUAUUGAGGGAGCAAAUCUUCAUCCUAGGAAGGAUGGGCAACUCAAAGCAAGCCCUAUCUAUGAUUAUAGAUAAAUUAGGGGAUAUAGAGGAGGCUGUAGAGUUUGUCACAAUGCAGCAUGAUGAUGAACUUUGGGAAGAACUGAUCAAGCAAUGCCUACACAAACCUGAAAUGGUGGGUAUUCUAUUGGAACACACUGUUGGGAAUCUUGAUCCCCUCUACAUAGUAAAUAAGGUUCCCAAUGGCAUGGAAAUACCCCGACUUAGGGAUCGGCUGGUUAAAAUUACCACCGAUUACAGGACUGAAACAUCACUCAGACAUGGGUGCAAUGAUAUCCUGAAGGCCGACUGUGUCAACCUGUUGGUUAAGUAUUACAAAGAGGCGAGGCAUGGAGUUUAUCUAAGUAAUGAGGUCGAGCCACGGUCUAAAAGAACUGAAAAUCAUGAUUCUCAGGUGGUUGAGAAAUCUACAAUUUUGAGAAACGUUGAAGUAAAGUCGAAGAAUCGGGGAGGUGGAAGAUGCUGUAUAUGUUUUGACCCUUUUUCCAUUCAGAGUGUGUCAGACUCGGUCGUUGUUUUCUUUUGCUGUCAUGCUUAUCACACAACCUGUCUAAUGGAUUCCACUGACACUAGCAGUAGCAAUAAAGAGAUUGAAGUCACUAACGGAAAGGCUGAACAUUAUGAUUAUAAUGGUUAUGUGGAUGAAGAAGAAUCCGAGAUGGAUGGUCAUCGUAUGCGUUGUAUAUUAUGUACUACUGCUGCCGGUUGAGUUGCGGGUCAAGUGUCCUAGGUCAACUGCCUGUGCUUCCGUGGUUGAUAUUCUAUUGUGGUUGCUUGCACUUAGUGCAUGGGCCUCACUCGCAUCAAUUCGUUGUCAAUAUAGUUUACAGAUUCUUCUAGUUAGAAACUUGUAGUUUUUCUUCAAAAUUAGUUUUCCUUGUGCUUAGUCACAAUUUUUUGUACUGGGAAAUGUUAGGAUGCUUAUACCCGAACAGAUCAUGGAACUGAGAGGAGUAAUAUCAAGUCUAUUAAUAUUUCAAACUUCUGCGAAA
This is a messenger RNA of Neltuma alba, 3342 nucleotides long. Its product is annotated as vacuolar protein sorting-associated protein 41 homolog. The record is from RefSeq and is a predicted model, not a curated record. Gene Ontology annotation, molecular function: protein binding. The transcript is spliced from 19 exons. Gene Ontology annotation, cellular component: late endosome; HOPS complex. Gene Ontology annotation, biological process: cellular response to starvation; macroautophagy; endosomal vesicle fusion. Lineage: Eukaryota; Viridiplantae; Streptophyta; Magnoliopsida; Fabales; Fabaceae. The coding region runs from base 189 to 3059 and encodes 956 amino acids.